This is a messenger RNA of Helicoverpa armigera (cotton bollworm), 2075 nucleotides long. RefSeq names its product kelch repeat and BTB domain-containing protein 8. The record is from RefSeq and is a predicted model, not a curated record. The coding region runs from base 79 to 1815 and encodes 578 amino acids. The transcript has 4 exons. NCBI's taxonomy places the organism in Eukaryota, Metazoa, Arthropoda, Insecta, Lepidoptera, Noctuidae. Gene Ontology annotation, molecular function: protein binding.
GUCAAAUAUUAAAAAAUAUUUGUUUUCUUUUCGCGAUUUCUCGUGUUCAAGUUUUCGCUUUUUAACAAAGUUUUGAAAAUGGAAAAUAAGCAAGAAGUAUCCUUAGUAAUCGAUGGUCAAAUGUUUAAAGUAAAAAAAGACAUGUUAAGUGAACACAGUGAUUAUUUUCGAGCGAUGUUUGGCGGGAAUUAUGUUGAAAAUGAACAGCACGAAAUCUCCAUGGACGUGGUAGAUGCCAAUUCCAUGAACAUUAUACUAAGAUACAUGGAAUUAGGACUGAUAGAUAUAUCAGAACAUUCCUUAGCCACUGUUGGGGAUCUUGCGAUCGCUGCUAAUUUCCUGCAAAUAACAGAACUCACUAAACAAAUAGAUUAUUGUCUAGAGCAGCAAUUAUCAUUGUCCAAUUGGAUGGAAAUCAAAGAGAUAGCACAAAAUGCUGCAUCGGUGAAACUUGAGCAGGCGGCCGUAAUUUACGGUCUUUUCUCAUUUAAAUCUAUGAAACCAGAGUAUGUUCCAAAUAUAAAUAAAUUAUUCUGGUAUUUAUCGCAUCCAUACUUAGACAUAGAGUCUGAAUUACAAGUUUUUAAAUUCGGAUUGAAAUGGAUUGAACAACAAGAGAUGGGUGCGGAUGCAUUAUUAAUAAUACUCUGCUGUUUAGAUAUGGAUAGAAUUACAAAAGACGAACUAGAAGCCAUGAAAGAUCUAACAAAAGAUUACGUAAAUAGUUUAACUGAAAAAAUAAUUGCUUGUUUGCACAAAUUAGCAGCUGAUUACGAAUUAACUCUCUCAGCAGUAAAACAGCAUAAACAAAUACUCUGUGAAUUGUACACUCUGAAAGUUUACACUGAAGUACUGAAUUUAGUUAAGGAAAGUAUACACCGUAAACUGAGGUUUACAGCGGCAGUGCCAAUGUGGUCUAACAAGGACAAGGCACCAGAAAAAUCACCAAAUUAUUUAUUUACGUACACAAAGGGGCCAGGUUUACAAAAAUGGAUGGAGGUAGCGGAAACCAACUUAUGGGGGUGGAAUAUAGCCUCUUGGAGCCCUACAAAGAUUGUAGUACUUUGUGGGGAAUAUGGGAGAGGGACAGGUAUAUUUAUGAAGGAUGUGAAAGUAUAUGAUAUUCAUAAAAAUGAUUGGAUUCAACAUGGAGUACAGUUGCCUGUUCGAAGGCAUGCUGGCGUUGUCGUUAUUGAGGACUCAUUGUAUAUACUUGGAGGCGUUGGUGCGUUUAGGAUAAUUUCAGACUCUGCCAUCAUAUACGAUCUAAAACAGAGGACUUACAGAAAAAUAGCCAAGUUACCUGAUCCAGUGCAGUCUCCCGCGGCCUGCGUCCACGAGAACACAGUUUAUGUGAUAGGCCACAAACAUAUAUACAGAUACGAAGAUAACGGAGACCACGACCGAUGGCUUCGAGUUAUUGAAACAGAUAUGACGCCGAAAUUUCUAGUAUCUUUUAAAGGAUAUAUUUAUGUAUCACAGUGUUAUUUUCCGCAUCUGUAUAGAUUUCGACCGAAUGUGGAUAAGGUUUUGGAACAAGUUUCGUGUUUCAGUCAGUCUCCUAUGGCUAUUUGUAAUUUGGGGAACCGUCUCCUAGCAGUAACCAGCUCAGGCGACAGCUCAACAGACAUAAUGACAGUUGAAGAGUACCGAAAUCUAACCAGUGAUCGUGAUGGCACUAAAUUCCUCUGGAGUUUGACGGGUUCAGAGUAUGGAGUGAACCCAGCUGGGGCGUGUUCCGUCGUGAUGACGAUACCGCCUGUCAAUCCUGACGUGUCAGCUUAUCAUGAACGAUAUUUAACUAUGUAUGGAUAGUGUUAAGACACUAUUUGAGAAAAAAUUGUGAUGUGUGAAUUUUUGUUAAUGUCGCUAUGGCGAAAAAUUGUUACGUAUUUCAACUUCUGCCUAGCGUUUGCACAACUAUUGGGGUUGGUUUCCAGUAUAAAUGGAGGCAGCUGAGUACCAGUGCUCCGCCACCCAGCUACCUGGGCAAAAAAAGUGCCUUUCUGGCUUAAAAAAGUGUUACAUUUUUAAAACAAGGAAUUGUAAGUUAAAUAAAACAAUGAAAAAUGUUA